Lipotes vexillifer (Yangtze River dolphin) is the source of this 4100-nucleotide messenger RNA. RefSeq names its product tyrosine kinase non receptor 2 (gene TNK2). Gene Ontology annotation, molecular function: protein serine/threonine/tyrosine kinase activity; protein binding; protein tyrosine kinase activity. The coding region runs from base 41 to 3301 and encodes 1086 amino acids. NCBI's taxonomy places the organism in Eukaryota, Metazoa, Chordata, Mammalia, Artiodactyla, Lipotidae. The transcript has 15 exons. Gene Ontology annotation, biological process: regulation of keratinocyte differentiation; negative regulation of epidermal growth factor receptor signaling pathway; signal transduction. The record is from RefSeq and is a predicted model, not a curated record.
GGCUGAGGUGCUUUAGCGGCCCCUGCCCUCCUUCUUGAGGAUGCUCGAGGCCCGGCCCCUCAGGACGCAGGGCAGUGACGCUGCCGGUGCGCUGGAGGGGCGGGAACUGCGGGAGGGCUCUGCUCCCCUCCCGGGCCCUAAAGCCCGGAGUUUGGGUUCCAAGGGUGAGAGAUUUGCAUAUCUGCGCCUAACUGGGGCCAAGGAGGGACAGCAGAGGCUGGGGAGCAGCAGCAUGCAGCCGGAGGAGGGCACAGGCUGGCUGCUGGAGCUGCUGUCCGAGGUGCAGCUGCAGCAAUAUUUCCUGCGGCUCCGCGACGACCUCAACGUUACCCGCCUGUCCCACUUUGAGUAUGUCAAGAAUGAGGACCUGGAGAAGAUUGGCAUGGGCCGGCCUGGCCAGCGGCGGCUGUGGGAGGCUGUGAAGAGGAGGAAGGCCGUGUGCAAACGCAAGUCCUGGAUGAGCAAGGUGUUCAGUGGAAAGCGGCUGGAGGCUGAGUUCCCCCCUCAUCACUCUCAGAGCACCUUCCGGAAGACCUCACCCACCCCCGGAGGCCCAGCAGCAGAGGGGUCCCUGCAGAGCCUCACCUGCCUCAUUGGGGAGAAGGACCUGCAUCUCUUUGAGAAGCUGGGAGAUGGCUCCUUUGGCGUGGUGCGCAGGGGCGAGUGGGACGCCCCCUCGGGGAAGACGGUGAGUGUGGCUGUGAAGUGCCUGAAGCCUGAUGUGCUGAGCCAACCAGAGGCCAUGGAUGACUUCAUCCGGGAGGUCAAUGCCAUGCACUCGCUUGACCACCGAAACCUCAUUCGCCUCUACGGUGUGGUGCUCACGCCGCCCAUGAAGAUGGUGACAGAGCUGGCACCUCUGGGAUCGUUGUUGGACCGGCUGCGCAAGCACCAGGGCCACUUCCUCCUGGGUACCCUGAGCCGCUACGCUGUGCAGGUGGCUGAGGGCAUGGGCUACCUGGAGUCCAAGCGCUUUAUUCACCGUGACCUGGCCGCCCGCAAUCUGCUGUUGGCCACCCGUGACCUGGUCAAGAUCGGGGACUUCGGGCUGAUGCGAGCACUACCCCAGAAUGACGACCACUACGUCAUGCAGGAGCACCGCAAGGUGCCCUUUGCCUGGUGUGCCCCUGAGAGCCUGAAGACUCGCACCUUCUCCCAUGCCAGCGACACCUGGAUGUUUGGGGUCACGCUGUGGGAGAUGUUCACCUAUGGCCAGGAGCCCUGGAUUGGCCUCAAUGGCAGUCAGAUCCUGCAUAAGAUUGACAAGGAGGGGGAGCGUCUGCCCCGGCCCGAGGACUGCCCCCAGGACAUCUACAAUGUCAUGGUUCAGUGCUGGGCUCACAAGCCAGAGGACAGACCCACCUUUGUGGCCCUGAGGGACUUCCUGCUGGAGGCCCAGCCCACUGACAUGCGGGCCCUUCAGGACUUUGAGGAACCAGACAAGCUGGACAUCCAGAUGAACGAUGUCAUCACCGUCAUUGAGGGGAGGGCUGAGAAUUACUGGUGGCGCGGGCAGAACACACGGACGCUGUGCGUGGGGCCCUUCCCUCGCAAUGUGGUGACCUCUGUGGCUGGCCUGUCGGCCCAGGACAUCAGCCAGCCCCUGCAGAACAGCUUCAUCCACACAGGGCAUGGUGACAGCGACCCCCGGCACUGCUGGGGCUUCCCUGACAGGAUCGAUGAACUGUAUCUGGGAAACCCCAUGGACCCUCCUGACCUGCUGAGCGUGGAACUGAGCACCUCCAGACCCACCCAGCAUCUGGGCAGGGUGAAAAGGGAGCCUCCACCUCGCCCUCCUCAGCCUGCCAUCUUCACUCAGAAACCAACCUACGACCCUGUGAGUGAAGACCAAGACCCCCUGUCCAGCGACUUCAAGAGGCUGGGCCUGCGGAAGCCAGGACUGCCCCGUGGGCUGUGGCUCGCGAAGCCCUCUGCCCGGGUGCCGGGCACCAAAGCGGGCCGCGGGAGCAGUGAGGUCACGCUCAUCGACUUCGGUGAGGAGCCCGUGGUCCUGGCCCCACGGCCCUGUGCACCCUCACUGGCGCAGCUGGCCAUGGAUGCCUGCUCCUUGCUGGACAAGACCCCGCCGCAGAGCCCCUCGCGGGCCCUGCCCCGGCCCCUGCAUCCCACGCCGGUGGUGGACUGGGAUGCGCGCCCGCUGCCCCCGCCUCCUGCCUACGAUGACGUGGCCCAGGAUGAGGAUGACUUUGAGGUCUGCUCCAUCAACAGCACCCUCGUGAGUGCAGGGGUCUCUGCUGGGCCCAGCCAGGGCGAGACCAAUUACGCCUUUGUGCCUGAGCCGGCGCGGCUCUUCCCUGCCCUGGAGGACAACCUGUUCCUCCCGCCUCAGGGUGGGGGCAAGCCGCCCAACUCAGCCCAGACCGCAGAGAUCUUCCAGGCGCUGCAGCAGGAGUGCAUGCGGCAGCUACAGGUCCCAGCCGGCUCUCUGGUCCCCUCGCCAAGCCCGGUGGGCGACGACAAGCCCCAGGUGCCCCCCCGUGUGCCCAUCCCCCCGAGGCCCACACGCCCACUUGGGGAGCUGUCUCCAGCCCCCUCGGGCGAGGAGGAGAUGGGGCGGUGGCCUGGACCUGCCUCCCCUCCCCGGGUACCACCCCGGGAGCCCCUGUCCCCACAAGGCUCCAGGACCCCCAGCCCCUUGGUGCCACGCGGCAGCUCCCCGCUGCCACCCCGGCUCUCCAGCUCACCUGGGAAGACCAUGCCCACCACCCAGAGCUUUGCCUCAGACCCCAAGUAUGCCACACCCCAGGUGAUCCAGGCACCUGGCCCCCGGGCUGGCCCCUGCAUCUUACCCAUCGUCCGUGAUGGCAAGAAGGUCAGCAACACCCACUACUACCUGCUGCCUGAGCGCCCACCCUACCUGGAGCGCUACCAGCGCUUCCUGCGUGAGACCCGGAGCCCCGAAGAGCCGACCCCCAUGCCUGUGCCCCUGCUGCUGCCCCCUCCCGGCAUCCCAGCUCUUGCUGCCCCCACUGCCACCGUUCGACCAAUGCCUCAGGCUGCCCCAGACCCCAAGGCUAACUUCUCCACCAACACCAGCAACUCAGGUGCCCAGCUGCCAGCCCUGAGGGCCACUGCUCGGCUGCCACAGAGGGGCUGCCCCGGGGACGGGCCAGAGGCUGGACGGCCAGCAGAGAAGAUCCAGAUGGUGGAGCAGCUCUUUGGUUUGGGUCUGCGGCCGCGAGGCGAGUGCCACAAAGUGCUGGAGAUGUUCGACUGGAACUUGGAGCAGGCUGGCUGCCACCUGCUGGGCUCCUGCGGCCCAGCCCACCACAAGCGCUGAGAUGUCUGGAGACCCAGAGGAUCUGCCCUGAAGGAAUCAUUUGAGCCUAUCCAUCUGACGAGGGUGGGGAGAUGCCCUGCCAGGCCUGGAGGACCUGCUGCACCUGCUGCCCCCAGUGGCAGAGCGAGGCCAAGGCAGCAGGAGGCUGGGAGCCCCGUCAUGCCUGUCCCUCCCUCACCCAGCGCUGUCCCUGCAACUUCGGAGCUCUCAGUGCACCCAGCCGAGGUGAAGGAGGGAGCCUCUUGAAGGCAGGCCUGGGGGUGGCCUCAGAAGGCCCUGUGGCUGACCUGCCUCUGGCUUCAGUCCCUGGUGGGGCCUGUAGCUGAAAUGUGUUGCCAGGCCCUGCCGGCAGGGAAGCCAGGCUUGACCCCGGGCAGGGAGGAUGUGUUGGCCAUGCAGAAAGGUGGACCAGCACCCAGGGCAUGGGACGGGGGCCCUCCCCAGGGAGCCCCUGGCGGCAGUUGGGGUGUCGGACGGAAUGUGACUUGUGGCCUCACCGUGGACAUGUUAUGGGACUUGGCUGGUGUUAGGAUCUUGUGCCUGGAAAUAGCCUGAGGUGGCUCAGGUAGCAGAGCUAGGGUGCCAGAUGGUUCUCUGGCAGGGACCAGGGCCCAAGGCCCCAGGGUUGGAAGGAGACCAAGGGGGCAGCUGCCCUGGAGGGACACCAGUGCUUCCUCUUUGACCCAGCUCUUCCCCUGUGCUGUUCUUUGUUUUCCCACCAGCCUCUUGCCAAAGUUGCUGCCCCAGCUAUGAAUAUCUGCUUCUUCCAGAGAAAUAAAGUUAGUUUCUAUUUUAUGUU